Messenger RNA from Branchiostoma floridae (Florida lancelet), 2132 nucleotides. RefSeq lists its product as uncharacterized. Gene Ontology annotation, biological process: protein monoubiquitination; DNA damage tolerance. The transcript is spliced from 7 exons. The record is from RefSeq and is a predicted model, not a curated record. The coding region runs from base 110 to 1600 and encodes 496 amino acids. Gene Ontology annotation, molecular function: single-stranded DNA binding; ubiquitin protein ligase activity. Gene Ontology annotation, cellular component: nucleus; Rad6-Rad18 complex. NCBI's taxonomy places the organism in Eukaryota, Metazoa, Chordata, Leptocardii, Amphioxiformes, Branchiostomatidae.
ACAAUAUUCUCUUUUUCGAACAGUGUUAGCAAACUCAAAGACAAACCGCCAUAUUUUCUUUGGGGGUUUCACGACUUGUUAUUUGCUUUGUUCUCUUGAAAAGUGAGCCAUGGAGGAGUCGGAUGUUUUUCCUGCUCAGGCUGCUGGAGUUUCAGCCGCGUUGGAGGAGAUGCGCAAGAGUAAGGAAACGCGUUCAACCACGCCGCCGAGCGGUCCUGGAGGAGACAGCAGCCAGAUUUCCGACAUUAUCGUUGAAGACCUUGAAGAGGACGCUGUCCCCAACAACUGCGCUGUGUCAGAUCAGCAGGAGAUCGAGGAAAGUGCACAGAUGCUGGAAGACUUCGUUUCUGAGAUAGUCCAUGCUGCCCAAGAGGAAGCAUGUCGCCGGGAGCUGGCUUUUCUCUCGGUGAAAGACGACGGAGAGUCAUUUGAGUCAGAGGACGAUCUCGAGUCUGAGACAAGCGCAUCGACCUCCUUGGACAGCAGCGCCGAGGACGAAGGCGCAGUCGCUUUCCCAAGAAAAAGGAUCCAAACUUUUAAGAGUGAGGCGGAGUUUUGGCACUGGGAGCAGGUGGUUGUACGUGCGAUAGAGGAGGAGUUCCGUGCAGAGAGGGGCGUAGACGUGGCCACCAAGCCCUUGACCCUGGAGGAAGACCGGGAAAUCCGCAGACGUAUCAUCGAAGAACUGUAUGGGGAGGACUUCCCCGUAGACCAAGAGGUUUUGGUGGAGUUCAUCUACACCAUCUUACCUGCAAUGUUCAGGAAGGCCGCAUGGUUCGAUGCCCGCUACGCACAGAUCGAGAUCAAUGACCCCCAGGUGGACGUGGACGUUUCACUCUUCCUCGUGCCAAACGGGCACUUCCGGGACAAGAGUUCCCUACCGAAGCCAUUCACGGACAUUCACACUGUGGAACAACAGCGGAAGAAGAGAGAGGAGCUGUUAGACCUGGCCUGCUAUUAUCGCAGGGAGCUCGAGAAACACUUCUUCCCGGUAGCGGACGCCUACGCCUUGCCUAGGUUCUGGAAAAAACCACUGGCCAACUUUGAUCGACUCAUCUUCGUCUUGCAGAGGAAGGUGGAGGACGCCAAAGCCCUGCCUGAGGACAUACUGACCAAGCCUGCAGUACAACAGGAUCUCCACGAGGUGGCGACAGAAGUAGAGAAUAUCUUAGUGGAGGCUGUCGACACCGACCUCAAGUGUUUGCUGUGCCACGAAGUCUUAAACAAGGCCAUGGGGCUGGUGGGAUGUGGUCACGUGUUCUGCUCCUCCUGUCUUGACCAAUGGCUGACAUCGACUGCCAAGACGACAAAGUUCUGCCCCACCUGUAAAGAGGUUGUGAAUGUGGAGACAGACCUGCAGCCAGUUCUCAGGUUCACUUGGCUGUGGCUGGACGAGAAGUCGCGCUCUAGCGAGGGACUACUCGUGUGUGACGAGUGCAAGAUGUAUCUGUGCCACGCAUGCGAACAGAAGAACGCCAACAUGGAGGCUUUCCUGCGCUGGUUGGAGAUCAACAACAUGGACCUGGAUACGGCUGCGCAGAUCUGUGCCGAGGUGGAGAACAUGCGCCUAGCACGCCGCUGCCGCAGGGUCAGCAUCUAAUGUAGUCAUACAUAAGCCUCGUGUUAAUGUCGGGUUACUACUACGUAGCACUUUUUUUUUUCUUUAGGAUGCGUUCUUGCAUUAUGUUGUUGACUGAAACUUGAAAAAGGUUUGAAUUGGAGGCGUAUUCUUGUUCCAUUCGUGAAAAUGAUAUCGACCUGUUAAUGUAAAACAAGUUGGAGUUGAUGCUUUUGAUCGAUAUCUAAGCUUCCAAACGUCUUCCUGACGACAAAGUACUUCCUGUUAUAUGUACAUGUAGACGGACUAACAUUAAUGUUUGCUCAAAUAAAGAAUUAAAAUAUGCCAUAGGUAGAAAGUAGAACAAUGUAUUAAAUGUCAUAGAAUAAAUUGACACAUUUACUUUGAACUCUGUAUGCCAUGGAAGUGUUGUUAUAUACGUAUACAGUGUACUUACAAUCGAAUUGGUUAUAGUUAUUUAAUAAGUUAGAUAAUAGUUAGUGUAAUAGGUACAGUGUCAGUGUAUAAACUACGUGUUUUGGGAAUAAGUAAAUAAAAAGAGUUAAAAGUUAAA